Messenger RNA from Herpailurus yagouaroundi (jaguarundi), 4180 nucleotides. RefSeq names its product insulin like growth factor binding protein 5 (gene IGFBP5). The record is from RefSeq and is a predicted model, not a curated record. Gene Ontology annotation, molecular function: insulin-like growth factor II binding; fibronectin binding; insulin-like growth factor I binding. Gene Ontology annotation, biological process: regulation of insulin-like growth factor receptor signaling pathway. Gene Ontology annotation, cellular component: extracellular region. Lineage: Eukaryota; Metazoa; Chordata; Mammalia; Carnivora; Felidae. Bases 809 to 1624 code for a protein of 271 amino acids. The transcript has 4 exons.
CUGCUCCACCGGAGCCCGUAGUCUCUUUGGAAACUUCUGCCGGGGGAAAGAGCUAGGAAAGAGCUGCAAAUCGGUGUAGGGUUUUUUUCUCCUUUUUUGCUCCUUUUAAUUCCCCCCUCCUCCGUUUGCACCCUUCUCCGAGCUUCACGCGGAACCUGCGAAUUUCGAAGAGGUGGUGGCAGAGUGGGAGCAAAGAAGUGUUAGGGUUUUGGAUUGGGGGCUUUUUUUCUUUUAAUUUCUUGAUUUCAACAUUUUCCCCCCACCCUCGCGGCCACAGCCGCCGCCUCUUACCUGUUCCGCGGCAGCCGCGCGCCGCAGGCAGCUGAAGGGUAGAGAGGAGCAGGGUGUACUUCAGAUUUUAAACAAAAUUUUUGAAGGCAGACCCAUUUUUCUCCCCCACCCCCACCCCCUUCUCCUCCACAGCCUCCGAGCGCAUUAUUCCGGUGGUCGUUUUGGGGUGGACAAGUUUUGGCUUUUUCCUCCCUGUAAUUCUGACCGGGUCCCGCCGAGCGCGGGGGGGUGUUGUUUCUCCGGCCUCCACUCCCUCCGCGUGCACCUGGCGCAGCUCUUCUCCCCCCAACCUGUUGCAAGUCCUUUAAUCCUUGCAUUUGGGACUUGAUCGUGGGCGCCUCAGCCCUCCAUCUCUCCCUACAUUUUGCAAUUGUCUGGGGGAGGGCACCUGCUCUACCUGCCAGAAAAAAAAAAAUUUUUUUUUUUUUUAAUUUCUCCGGGCGCCCCCCUGGCCCCUUUCUCCCUACACUAUCGCUCUCGUGCCCCGCCCCAAGGUAAAGGGGAAGACACGGAGAAGAUGGUGCUCACCGCGGUCCUCCUGCUGCUGGCCUCCUGUGCGGGGCUGGCCCAGGGCCUGGGCUCCUUCGUGCACUGCGAGCCCUGCGACGAGAAAGCCCUCUCCAUGUGCCCCCCCAGCCCCCUGGGCUGCGAGCUGGUCAAAGAGCCGGGCUGCGGUUGCUGCACUACUUGCGCCCUGGCCGAGGGGCAGUCGUGCGGCGUCUACACUGAGCGCUGCGCCCAGGGGCUGCGCUGCCUCCCCCGGCAGGACGAGGAGAAGCCGCUGCACGCCCUGCUGCACGGUCGCGGGGUUUGCCUCAACGAAAAGAGCUACCGCGAGCAAGCCAAGAUCGAGAGAGACUCCCGUGAGCACGAGGAACCAACCACCUCCGAGAUGGCUGAGGAGACCUACUCGCCCAAGAUCUUCCGGCCCAAGCACACCCGCAUCUCUGAGCUGAAGGCCGAGGCCGUGAAGAAGGACCGCAGAAAGAAGCUGACCCAGUCCAAGUUUGUGGGGGGCGCUGAGAACACUGCCCACCCCCGGGUCAUCUCUGCACCUGAGAUGAGACAGGAAUCCGAGCAGGGCCCCUGCCGCAGACACAUGGAAGCUUCCCUGCAGGAGCUCAAAGGUAGCCCACGCAUGGUGCCCCGUGCCGUCUACCUGCCCAAUUGUGACCGCAAAGGAUUCUACAAGAGGAAGCAGUGCAAGCCUUCCCGCGGCCGCAAACGUGGCAUCUGCUGGUGCGUGGACAAGUACGGGAUGAAGCUGCCAGGCAUGGAGUAUGUCGAUGGGGACUUUCAGUGCCACACCUUCGACAGCAGCAACGUUGAGUGAUGCGUCCCCUCCCCAUCCUUCCCUCGCCCCGUCCCACCCCCAGCCCCGACUCAAGCCAGCACCUCCCUCCACCCCAGGACGCCACUCAUUUCAUCUCAUUUAAGGGAAAAAAAAAUACAUAUAUCUAUCUAUUUGAGGAAACUGAGGACCUCGGAAUCUCUAGCAAGGUCUCAACUUUCAAACCGGCAACAGCGGAGAUGCAAAAAGCUAAGAGACCCCCCCCCCCAACCUUUGAAAAUGGUUUUCUUUUUGAAGCAAGUUGAAUGGACAGGGAGGGGAAGGGAGGAGGAACAUGAGAGAGAAAGGAAGAAAGUGCACGUGUAGAAGAGAGGGGGAGACAAACCGAGUUUGGAAAAAGGAAAGAAGAAUGUGGGCAGGAAGGAAAGAUCACCGGGACCAUGGCUGGAUCCACCUGUCAUAUCCAGCCCUGGCCUGAGUUGGGAGACGUUUGGGCACUAGAAGGUAUGGCCCAAGGUGUGGCAUUCGAUGACACCCUUGGGGGUUUUCCCGACUGGAUUGGAUGCAGGGGGAGAAAGGAAAAGACAGAAGGGGUCAGUGCCUCUCCUGGAUCUGUCUCCACCUCCAGCCAGCGAGCUGCAUGGCUCCCACCCGCCCCUCCUCCCCUCUCACCCGGCAGAGGGUUCUCCCUCCCCAAAACUUCUAAAAACUAAAAUGCAUUCCAUUCUUCUCCAAACAGAGCAAAUGAAUAACCGAGUGUCAUUAGAGAGAUAGAUUUUUCCUAAGCAGAUACAUAAAGAUUGUGUGUACGUCUUUCACUCCCCGUGCAGACGUUUAGAACCCAGUACACACGCCCAGAGUGGACAGACUUGCCCUUCCAGGGUGACUAGAUCAUGCCGACACGCACGGUGAUUUCAGCCCCUCAUUGCACUCAAUUCACCAUUAGCACGGCCUCUGUGGGGGAGGAUAGGCUGAAAACGAUGUGGCCUCGUAUUUAUCUACGAGGCUCCAUGUAGUGAUCUAUAAGGCAUAUAAAUCUAUUCUCUUUCUUUUUUUUUCUUCUUUCCUUUCUUUCAAAGGUUUGCAUUAACUUUUCAAAGGAGUUCCUCUGGGGGCACUGAGGAACUUCCUCAUUUGGGGAAAAACCAAGAAAACCCAAAUUCUUCUAACACAACCCUUAACUCUGGUUUGGCCAGCCUCCCUCGAGGGGCAAACACAACCUUGGGCGGGCCACGGUGUUGGAUUUUUUCACGAUUCCCCGUACGCGUGUGUGGGUGUCCAUAGGUACCACCGAGCCAGGUAGAUGAGGGCUCUCGAUGGUGCGUUGCCCCUGAGUGCACCACCCCCCUCCCCCCCCCCCCCCCCCCCCCCCCAGCACAUCCUUUGGACCCUCCAGAAGUAACCGGCUCUGGGCCCUGCACCAGUCGCGCACACCAGCUCCAAGUUGGACCCCCUGGUCCUGCCCAGCCUUUUCAUUUCAUCCGGGCAGAGCCUGCAUUUUGAAAGCCUCUCUGGGCCUUCACGCUGGCAGAGCGGGAGAGAGACUGAAGUGAGAGGUGGCAGCAGGGGUGCUGGAAGUGAACCGGUUUAAAUACAGGGAAACAGUAAAAGUGAUUGCAUUGCGCAGGCCCACGUAGAGGGCUGGGGGCUGGAGGGACGGGGGUAGUGGGCAGGGGGACUGCCCUGUUUUAGCUUUGGAGCAAAGCAACAGAAAGGAGGACAGAGCCAAGAGAAGCCUCCCUGGCUCCCCACCCUCUACACCCUUUGGGAUUCGAGAGGAAAGAAAGAGGAAGAUGGGGGCACAGUUUCUCAGAGAGAAAUGAGCUUAAUCCAGGCCUGAGGGCCAGUAAAGUGGGCAACUUUAGGCAGGUUCUAGACCCUCGCUGCUGGACAGGAGCAAGGAUCGGCAGAGACUGGCUGUGCUUUUGAAGGGACAAGACCAUGCGCUCACGUGGCUACCUUCAACCCGCAAGGAGGGACUGAGGCCAGAGUCUUUCGAGCUCUCCACCCACACGGGCCGGUGCAGGCUUUGUCCUCGGUGUGGAGGAUGGACGAGAGGCCAGGACGACCAGGAAAUGGAUGCCCCAAGGGUGCUGUCAUUUGGCAGCCAGAUUUUGAACCAGGAAAAUUCCCAUUCCUGUUGACUUCCUCCACGGAUUGGCAGCCGUGGGGCUGUCCUCUGAGGCUCAAGAAGACCUGCCAGGAAAGGGCAGGAAACUGGCAAAGAAGACCCCUUCUUGCCGUGAACACAGCUCUCUCCACUCUCUCCCGAUGGCGUGGCACCAUGGAGGCCACCCCAACACCGAACUUGGGGCAGUGAAGAGGGACAGCAGAGAAGCAGAUAGAUUUCAGCUGGUGGGAAACUUGUAGCUAUGGAACUCGGGGAGGGGGGGGUCUCCUGCCCCCCCAACUGGACAGGUGGCUGGGACAGGAAAGAUGGUCGAUUGUCAUAGGACAGAGGGCCCUACGGGGAUGGCAGCCGUGAGGACUCACUUGACCUGCUGCGUCCGUGCGCCCCAUCUCUCUGCACAACUGUCCCCAAGCCCCCGACUCACGUUUCUGUGUCUUAGGCCAGUAUUGUAAACCUUUCCCACCUCA